Vanessa atalanta (red admiral) is the source of this 1677-nucleotide messenger RNA. Its product is annotated as luciferin 4-monooxygenase-like. Gene Ontology annotation, biological process: long-chain fatty acid metabolic process; fatty-acyl-CoA biosynthetic process. The record is from RefSeq and is a predicted model, not a curated record. Bases 28 to 1677 code for a protein of 549 amino acids. Gene Ontology annotation, molecular function: long-chain fatty acid-CoA ligase activity. Lineage: Eukaryota; Metazoa; Arthropoda; Insecta; Lepidoptera; Nymphalidae. The transcript has 12 exons.
AAACGCCUGUAAUAAUUAAAAAAUAAGAUGACGACAGAAAAGCGAGUGAACGAUGCUGUUCAUUGGUUUAUGGCAGAACUAACUUCACGAGUUGUCGCCGAAACUGGUAUACCGAGCGAUAGAUUCCAUCUCGGUAAAAUUAUCCUACGUAGUCUCAAGGAUUAUCCUGACGCUGUGAUGCAGAUUGAUGGAUCGACUGGUGAAUCUGAUACCAACGCCAAUAUAUUAGGGAAAUCAGUUAAAUGCGCUAAAUGCUUUCGUAAUUUUGGACUGGAACCGGGAGAUGUCAUAGUGCUAAUGGCUCCGAACCACGGAAGUCUAUGUGUACCGUUCUAUGCAGCUCUGUACACGGGAGUUAUUAUCGCGGCUGUUGAUAUGACGUUAGGAGUCAAGGAACUACAAGGCACUUUCAGUGUUAAUCAACCAAAACUAAUAUUUUGUCAAAGCGAAAAGGCUCCAGACAUACAAGUGGCUCUCAACGAAAUUGACCUAAACGCUACUAUUGUUACUUUCGACAAAGGAGAUUAUCUUUGCAGCCUGAAGGAAUUCGUAGAUAGAUAUGCAGAUGACGCACCUAUUGAAGAAUUUAAAGCGACGGAUUUCGAUGCGGAAAAUGCAGCUGCUUUCCUGAUAUCCACCAGCGGUACAACUGGCUUGCCCAAAGCUGCUGAAGUUUUGCAUAAAAAUUUCAUUAUAUCUGUAUCGACGAUAUGGUCUCGCUUCGAUAAAUUUCCACGUCCAACGGAAAUGGCUCUGGUCGGAUCUCCUCUACAAUGGCUGACGGCAAUUAUACACUUUCUAGGAUCUCCGAUAUUCAACUAUACGAGGUUGCAAUCGUCGAUGCCUCUUACGCAAGAACACGCACACUAUCUUAUUAAUACUUACAAGCCAACAUAUACUAUAAUGAGUCCAACGUUGAUUACGACGUUAAUAAAAGAAGUGAAUGGAAAAUGUGACUUUUCCUGCUUCGAGACAAUAUUUUUGGGAGGCAGUGCAGUUCCUUUAGCACUCAUAGAUGAUAUUAAGAAAAUUUCGCCCAACACUGAGGUACUGAACAUUUUUGGCAUGAGCGAAAUAGCAGGCGCAGCGUUUCAUGGGGAUCCAGCAUACCCAGCCGCCUGCGGGAAACCUAUGACGUGCUUCCAAUACCGUCUAAUUGAUAUUACUACGCAAGACGAUAUCUACGAGCCCAAUGUCCCAGGAGAACUCUGGAUUAAAGGACCAAGCAUUUUUAAGGGUUAUUACCACAACAGUGCAGCAACAGAAGAGGCGUUCGCUGAAGGUGGAUGGCUUAGAACAGGCGAUUUGUUCUAUAGAGAUGAAAACUGGAACUUCUAUUUCUUAGAACGGAUAAAAUUGCUUUUAAAAUAUAAGAGCUAUCAGAUAUCACCAGUAGAAGUUGAGAACGUAAUUAGACAACACCCAGGGAUCCUGGACGUCGCCGUGACCGGCAUCCCGGACCCUGAAUGUGGGGAUUUACCCGUUGCUUGUAUCGUUCCAAGAGAAGGCUUCGACGUUACAGCAGAAGAGAUUAAGGAAUUAGUCAAAGAUUCCCUCUCCGAUUCUAAGCAGCUUCGAGGUGGAGUUAUCUUCAUGAGCAGCAUCCCAAUGACAGCCUCGACUAAGGUCCAUCGAAGAAAAUUAAAAGAAAUAGUUCAAAAUUUAGAAAGACAUUAA